GAAACACACACACAGUGGGUCCCAUCUCUUUUCCAGAUAUUUUCUUCUCUUCUUCUCCUCAAAUCUCUUCUUCCUGUGAAGGAAGAACUCGUUGUUGUUGUUGUUGCUUGAUCCCCUCAGCUUUUGAGAGUUAUGGGAAGCUGCUGGUCCGAUGGUAAAGGUGGCGGUCGUGGUGGCGGCGGAAUGGUCGGUGUUUGUGGAACUACUUCCGGUUGUCCUAACGACGCCGUUGACUACUACCUCAAGUCUCGCGGCUUCAACGGCCUCUUCUCUCAGAUCGAGUUAUCUUUCUCUGCUUCCAAUCUACGAGACGGCGACGUGAUCUCAAAGAGCGAUGCAAUGGUGGUUGUUUAUACAAAAGGAAGAGAUGGAAUCACACUCUCCGAACUCUUCCGCAGCGAAGUUGUUUUGAAUUCUCUGAAUCCUAAGUGGAUUAAGAAGCUUACACUCUCUUUUCAGUUCGAGCUUGUCCAGACAUUGCUGUUUCGUGUGUAUGAUAUCGACACGCAGUUUCAAAACUCAAGGGAGGAGAUGCUAAAGCUCGAUGAGCAGCAGUUUCUAGGCGAGGCAACAUGUGCAUUGUCCGAGAUUAUCACCAAAUCAAAUAGGACGGUUGCUUUAGAACUUAUGCGUAAAGAAAGUGUUGCUGCUACUGCACAGCCACAAAACUAUGGAAAGCUUGUUGUCCAUGCUGAGGAGUCUCUAGCUUCCAAGACCACGACCGAGAUAGUCCUUAGGUGCUUGCAUUUGGAACCAAUGGAUCAUUUCUCUAAAAGUGACCCUUUUUUGGUGAUAUCUAAGAUGGUAGAACACGGAUCUCCAAUCCCAGUCUCUAAAACCGAAGUCUUGAAGAAUGAUGCCAAUCCGGUUUGGAAACCAGUCUUUCUUAGUGUUCAACAAGUGGGGAGUAAGGAUAGUCCAUUGGUAAUAGAGUGCUUAGACUUCAAUGGCAAUGGCAACCACAGUCUUAUAGGGUAUAAAAUUGAGAAGUCACUUGCAGAGUUAGAAAAGCUUCAUGUGAGUGGCCAAGGAAUCAAUCUAUUAUUACCUACAGGAGUUGGACAUAAACAUGAAGACAAGGCAUUGAAGAGUCAGAUUUCCGUUGACAAGUUUACUGAAACCGUUCAGCAUACAUUCCUAGAAUACUUGGCAUCUGGAUUUGAACUGAACUUCAUGGUCGCAAUUGAUUUCACAGCUUCAAAUGGAAAUCCACGCCUCCCAGAUUCCUUGCACUACAUUGAUCCUACAGGAAGAUUAAAUGCCUACCAGAGAGCAAUAGUUGAAGUUGGAGAAGUGUUGCAGUUCUAUGACACUGACAAAAAGUUUCCAGCGUGGGGCUUUGGAGCUCGUCCUAUAGACAUUCCAGUUUCUCAUUGCUUCAACCUCAACGGAAGCAGUACUUACUGCGAGGUAGAUGGAAUUCAAGGUAUCAUGAAUGCCUACAACGGUGCCCUCUUCAACGUUUCUUUUGCAGGGCCUACUCUCUUUGGCCCCGUGAUAAAUGCUGCUUCAACUAUCGCAAGCGAGUCACUCGCUCAAAAUUCACGGAGAUAUUACGUCUUGUUGAUAAUCACUGAUGGAGUAAUAACAGAUCUGCAAGAAACUAGAGAUGCAUUGGUCAGUGCAUCAGAUCUCCCGUUGUCAAUCCUCAUCGUUGGAGUAGGAGGAGCUGACUACAAAGAAAUGGAGGUAUUAGAUGGAGACAAAGGAGAGAGGUUAGAAAGCUCGAGCGGUCGGGUAGCGUCACGAGAUGUAGUCCAGUUCGUUGCAUUAAAAGACAUACAAUAUGGAGAGGUGUCAGUGGUAGAAGCGCUUCUAGCGGAAUUGCCUUCACAGUUUUUGGCUUACAUGAAAAACCGUAACAUCACUCCCACCACCACCACUACUACCUCUGCUUCUUGAUUUGCAUUCUCUUCUGUACAUACACAGCUCUAAAACGCUGUCGUUUUUAAUAUUCUUUAUUUGUCUGGAAUUUUUCCGUUUUCCAGUAUGCCACGUCAAAAUUUUAUAUACUUCACAUCUUUGAUUUGUUUGGUUUCUCUUCUCUUUCUUACCGAACUGAGAUUAUUUUUAUUUAUUUAUUAUUUGUCAAA
This is a messenger RNA of Raphanus sativus (radish), 2093 nucleotides long. RefSeq names its product protein BONZAI 2. NCBI's taxonomy places the organism in Eukaryota, Viridiplantae, Streptophyta, Magnoliopsida, Brassicales, Brassicaceae. Bases 133 to 1902 code for a protein of 589 amino acids. Gene Ontology annotation, biological process: cellular response to calcium ion. The transcript has 16 exons. Gene Ontology annotation, molecular function: calcium-dependent phospholipid binding. The record is from RefSeq and is a predicted model, not a curated record. Gene Ontology annotation, cellular component: plasma membrane.